AUGUCAAACCAACCAACCCGUACAUUGUUCCGUUUACCUACCCUGGUCCGCCCCCAAGCCCCGGCUGCCACUGCCCCUGCUGUUCCGGAGCCACGCCCACAAUUAGUUCGGCCUGCGUUCAGGCCAUUGGCCCCGUCUCAGCCAACUCAAUCUCAAGAACCCGCCCCACCACCAUCUACUGCUGCUCGUCCGGUAAUCCCAGCGGUUUCCUUGCCGCCGCCGCCACCACCAGCACCACCUUCCACUGCAGCCCCAGUUCCAGCUGCCACUACUCGCUCAGUUCCAUCUUCUCCAACUGGGAGAGUCUCCGCUCCAUCUGCAUCAGUGCCUGUGAUCAAACCGGCAUCUUCAGUGCCAUCAUCACCUAAAGCCAAAGUUGCUGCUCCUUCCUCCUCAGUUCCAACCUCUCCAGUUGAUAAAGCACCACUGCAAGCACAGACUAUCUCCUCCACCAGAUCUGUAAUUCCAAGCACUACCACCACCACUGCUCGUGUGCCAACCCCUAUCCCACCUUCCCAAACCAUUAACCCUGUGGUUCAAACCACACCCAAGUCACCAAAGCCCAGGCCCACUGCCCCACCACCCUCUCCUCUAAUCCUUCCGCCUUCCCAAUUGAAGUCCGGGGUCGAGUCUGAGCAGAACAUCCCAAUGCCGCCAGUCGAGCAGAAAAAUGUGCUGUUCCAAAAGACCAUCGAGAAGCCUAAGCCGUGGCUUGGUGGGAAUGGGGAUUCGCGGAGGGAAAAUGGUGAGGAAGCGUCGAAAGAAGUUCAGACCAAGGAGAUAAAGGAGAAAAGUAACGGGAAAAAGAAUUGGGAUUCAGAAGAGAUGGGUAUGAGGGUUAUAACAAUUGCUGGCGAAAACAAAGGCGCCUUCAUGGAACUCAUUCGAUCUCCAAAGAAACAUGAAGCUGUUGCUUACAAAAAAGGGAAUCAUAAAACGCAAAGCAAUGCAAGUCAGUCGGAAAUCACUAGUGGUAGCGAUAAGGAGGGGAAUCCAGAAAAGGAAAAGGGUCAAAAUGGAAAAGAAACAGGUUCAAAGCCUAUUAGUGCAUUCAUGAACAGCAAUGUGCAGAGUGUCAACAACUCCCUCAUCUACAAUAGUUCAUGCACUCAUCAUGACCCUGGGGUGCACCUUUCUCUCUCUAGGAAGCACUCCGCCGAGACCUACGUAAAGGAUCGCGUUAAUGGCAAUCAUACUUAG
This is a messenger RNA of Carya illinoinensis, 1200 nucleotides long. Its product is annotated as vegetative cell wall protein gp1-like. Bases 1 to 1200 code for a protein of 399 amino acids. The record is from RefSeq and is a predicted model, not a curated record. The transcript has a single exon. NCBI's taxonomy places the organism in Eukaryota, Viridiplantae, Streptophyta, Magnoliopsida, Fagales, Juglandaceae.